Gadus morhua (Atlantic cod) is the source of this 1441-nucleotide messenger RNA. It is a transcript of the gene akr1a1b, whose product is annotated as aldo-keto reductase family 1, member A1b (aldehyde reductase). The transcript has 9 exons. Bases 171 to 1163 code for a protein of 330 amino acids. Gene Ontology annotation, biological process: aldehyde catabolic process. The record is from RefSeq and is a predicted model, not a curated record. Gene Ontology annotation, molecular function: alcohol dehydrogenase (NADP+) activity. Lineage: Eukaryota; Metazoa; Chordata; Actinopteri; Gadiformes; Gadidae.
CGGAUGAAGCACCCGGAAAGGGAAACGUCAGCUAAAUGAAAUGAAGUUGUGUUUAUGAACAUCUGGGGGGAUAAACCGCUGCAUACGUUUUGUGAGCCGCAGGAUCGUGAGGCAUCAACCUUUGAAUGUGCAUAUUUCUUUAAAAAAGCUAAACAGUAUUCCAAAGAAACAUGAAUGACUUUGCAGUUCUCAACACGGGCCGGAAGAUGCCGCUCCUAGGACUGGGAACAUGGAAAAGUGAAACAGGAAAGGUAAAGCAAGCAGUGAUUUGGGCCUUGCAGGCGGGCUAUCGCCACAUUGACUGCGCUGUCAUCUAUGGCAAUGAGGUGGAGAUCGGAGAAGCUCUGCAGGAGACGCUAGGCUCUGGCAAGACCAUUUGCAUGCGGCAGGCCCUGAGACGAGAGGACGUGUUUGUGACAUCCAAGCUGUGGAACACUCGACACCACCCAGAGGAUGUGGAGCCCUCACUGCUGAAGACUCUCAAGGACCUGAAGCUGGAGUACCUGGACCUCUACCUCAUCCACUGGCCCUACGGCUUCCAACGGGGAGACGCUCCAUUCCCUAGAAGCGAGGAUGGCACCCUGCUGUAUGACAACAUUGACUAUAAGCUGACCUGGGCUGCCAUGGAGAAACUGGUGGAGAAGGGUCUGGUCCGCGCCAUCGGCUUGUCCAACUUCAACAGCCGCCAGAUAGAUGACGUCCUUUCCAUCGCCAACAUCAAACCCACAGUCCUUCAGGUGGAGAGCCACCCGUACCUGAACCAGGUGGAGCUUCUGGCCCACUGUCGGGAGCGAGGACUGGUGCUGACGGCCUACAGCCCCCUGGGCUCCCCGGACCGGGCGUGGAAACACCCGGACGAACCCGUGCUGCUAGAAGAGCCGGUCAUAGCUGCUCUGGCCCAGAAGUACAGCAAGUCCCAUGCUCAGAUCAUCCUGAGGUGGCAAACACAGAGAGGAGUGGUGACGAUCCCCAAGAGUGUGACAGAGUCUCGCAUCAAAGAAAACAUCGAGAUAUUUGACUUCAGCCUCGAAGUAGAAGAGAUUAAGAGCAUAACCGACCUGCACCGGGACUGGCGAUACAUUGUACCAACUAUCACAGUGGAUGGGAAGAGUGUGCCCCGGGAUGCAAAGCACCCCCACUACCCUUUCAACGAUCCCUACUGAACACACUCAUCACCCCGCCAACCGCUUCUGUGCCUUGGAAACCAUGGAACUGCAAUCCCAUCAUGCAACACUUUCUAUCUAAUCAAUUAGCUGCGCCGCCACCACCACUACAAGUUAACCACAUUUGGGAUUUAACUAGGCAUUUUUUAAAAGCUGUCUUAUCUGAGUAGUGUCUUAUGCAUUGCACUUAUAAUCAAUUGAAAGUACUCAGUAAAGUGUAUAUGUCUUAUGAGUGUCGACAUGUUAUUUUGUAAUAAAGUUUUUUGUUACCUCCCUCA